Messenger RNA from Aspergillus mulundensis, 507 nucleotides. RefSeq lists its product as uncharacterized. The transcript is spliced from 2 exons. Bases 1 to 507 code for a protein of 168 amino acids. The record is from RefSeq and is a predicted model, not a curated record. NCBI's taxonomy places the organism in Eukaryota, Fungi, Ascomycota, Eurotiomycetes, Eurotiales, Aspergillaceae.
AUGGAAUCCAGCAGCGCAAAAGACCAAAACCAAGACCAAGAUCAAUCCCAUACAAACGAAAACACCAGCCCCUCAACCCCAGGCCUCGUCAUCCAGGACCCCCUAGCGCGCCUCUCCCUAUCACAAGAGGACCAGGACCAGGAUGCAGAGACAGAGACCUCCAGGCCCAGAUCCAGUUCAAACAAGCCAGAACCAACCCAACCAAAUUCACCAGAGAAACAAGACCAAGAACCAGAACAAAAACAAGACCAAGCAGACACCCCCACCACCAAGGAAAACAGCCCAGAUCCAAGCCCUAGCCCGAAUCCAGGCGCGAUAAGCUACAGAAUCAGCCGUCUACGAAGCGACGCCGACUCCGACGCCGAAGAAGACGAAGGCGAAGACGAAGACGGCAGCAACCUCAAGCCAGACGAGCUGCUGAAGACCGUGUUCAGCAUCGACAUGCCGCGGGAGGUGCAGAUCCGGGCGAAGAUCAAGGGGGAUUUCACGGUGCGGAUAUUGGCGUGA